Lachnellula hyalina is the source of this 786-nucleotide messenger RNA. RefSeq lists its product as uncharacterized. Lineage: Eukaryota; Fungi; Ascomycota; Leotiomycetes; Helotiales; Lachnaceae. The record is from RefSeq and is a predicted model, not a curated record. The transcript has 3 exons. Bases 1 to 786 code for a protein of 261 amino acids. Gene Ontology annotation, molecular function: protein binding.
AUGGCAACCCCAAGCACACUUGAUCAAGGACCCUCCGUCACUGCGUCAAUGUACUCGUCUGGAAAGUACUCUGACAUGACGAUUAUUUGCAAAGGAAAGACGUUCAAGGUCCAUCAAUGUAUCGUUUGCCUGCAAUCAAAACCCCUUGCGGCAGCUAUGGAUGGGAAGUUCAAGGAAGGAACAUCUAAAGAGAUCGAUCUUGAAGACGACGCACCGGAAAUUGUAGAGAAGAUGUUGUCGUACAUGUACACUUUAGACUACACGGACGGAAAUCAGUCUAUAAUUGUCGACUCGACCGAAACAGCAAUGACUCCAGCUAAGACCAAAUUUCAUAAAAAGAGUGGGAGAACCAUUGAAUUUGUUCCGUCUUCCAUCACUGCUCCGCCUUCAGGCCUUAGUCAAUUCUCUGCCGAUGCCCUCCUCACAAACACCCGGGUGUUCGUCAUUGCAGACAAGUACGAUAUCCAGGGUCUAAAGCAACUUGCCACGAAGAAGUAUAAGGUAGCCGUCCCAAAUGCUUGGAACUGCACUGAGUUCGUUGGAUCACUGAGGCUUUUGUAUGAGGAGACGCUAGAGUCCGACCGACUUCUGAAGGACGUGGCUGUCAAGACCGCAGGCAAACACGUGAAGGAUCUUGUGGACCGUGGAGAAUUCGCCGCACUAUGCAGAUUGAACGGUGAACUGGGUUUUGAGAUUUUGAGAGCAUCCUUGACUAUAAAGACUUGUUGCCCUUCAUGUCAAGGUUAUGGUUCUGUCGAGACGUAUGACAAUGCAACUUGGUAUUGA